This is a messenger RNA of Gongylonema pulchrum, 645 nucleotides long. NCBI's taxonomy places the organism in Eukaryota, Metazoa, Nematoda, Chromadorea, Rhabditida, Gongylonematidae. The record is from the annotation of a GenBank genome assembly.
AUGAAAGGCGAAUCCGAAAUGGAAUUUGAUAUCGACAUUGGACCGCUUGUUGUCCACAAAUACACUGUCACUAAUAAAGGGCCAUGGUCAGUGUCCAAUGUUACGGUCCAGGUUGACUGGCCAUAUCAGGUGGCAAGUGUUUUCGCGAAAGGUAAAUGGGCACUGUAUUUGCUGGAACCGCCAACAAUGCAGGUAACAAAUAUGGACAACAGCAAGGAUGUGAAACAGUGUGUGAUGGCACUACCGCACGAAUGGAUCAAUCCGCUGCAACUUAAAUUAUACUUAGAAAGUGAUCACGAGCAUUAUUUCGACGAGCAGCAGGAUGGGCAGGAAGAUUCCAGCGAUGAGCACGACAGUGAGGAUGGAGCAAAUGGAGGCUUAAAUCGAAUUAAGCGAGCAAUAGAAAGGAGUCGAGACAAACGACCGUCUCGAGAGCUUCGAAUAAAAUCGACGAAAAUCAAGGAGAAAUCUGGCGAAGAAGUGGAAAUUGUAAAAGUUAGUUGUGCCGAAAAGACGGCGAAGUGCUUCACGGUGACCUGUCAUUUUGAUUUUCUGGAUGUCGAUGCGGCAGCUGUAAUCGAUUUUCGAUCUCGGCUUUGGAAUGCCACCUUUGUUGACGUAGCGUUUUCGUGGAUUUUUUAUUAA